Molecule: messenger RNA, 11169 nt
Organism: Acanthoscelides obtectus
Lineage: Eukaryota; Metazoa; Arthropoda; Insecta; Coleoptera; Chrysomelidae
Source: the annotation of a GenBank genome assembly
AGGAUCUCCAACGCACAGUCAGGGUCCUUUAUCAAAGAAAGACCAUCCCCUACCUUCAGCGAUGAUCACAGCCGAGACCGUCUCUGAAUAUCUAGUCAGUCAUCCAGAUUUCCUGGAGUAUUUCGUGAUGGAGAAGGUUGAAGUGGAGCAACUGGAAAGGUGGAUAAUCCGGAAGUCGCAACGGCUGAAAAAGAAACCGGAGACGAAAAGCGGCAGAAAGACGAGCCUUUCCAGGUGGAAAUUCUGCGUCCAUGCCGACAAACGUCAAAUGCUCCAAGAUCUGACGCAGAGUCUACAACAGAAACCUACCAAAGACCAAGUCCUCUGGGAACUGGCGAAUUGCAUUUGCUCGGCUGUGAACGCUGACGGAUAUAAGUUAUUCCUGUCAACAAAAAGCGACCCUGAGGACCUGAGGCUGAUCGCAGCUCCGGAACAUGCUCCGGCAUCCGCCCGGAAUGGUUCCGGGUGUGGAAUCGGUGGAGACAACGCUUUACCCGCGUACGUCGCCAGGACUCAGGAACCUGUACGAUUAUCCAGGGGCGCGAACGACGCGAAGUUCCCUGAGGAAGUCAUGCAGGAGCUGCAAGGCGACAUCCACCACGUACAGUGCCAGCCCAUCAUCCAGAGCGACGGCCAAUUGGCUGCGGUCCUGGAACUUUGGAGGCGGGAGGGGGGCGGGCCUUUCUACGAGGAGGACGAGGAGAUCGCGGCCAGCUACCUGGUGUGGGGCGGCAUCGCGCUCCACUACGCGCAACUAUACCUCAACAUGAACCAACAGCGGAAGCUUAACGAUUUUCUAUUGGCUGUUGUCAAAUCAAUAUUCCAAGAUAUGGUCAGCAUGGACAUGCUGGUGACCAAAAUAAUGAACUUUGCACAACGAUUAGUCGACGCAGAUCGAGCGUCACUUUUCUUAGUCGAUGCCAAAAACAAGGAACUGUACGCUACCAUAUUCGAUAUCGGGAUCGAGUCACAGGAUUCUGAUGGAACAAACGACAUAGACCUGCUAGACCAGGAAGAGCUCUCGGCCAGACCUUCCAAAGAGAUACGGUUUCCUUUGGGAACAGGGAUUGCUGGUCAGGUGGCUAUGACUGGAGAAGUUUUAAACAUUAGAGACGCUUAUGGAGAUCCUAGGUUCAACCGGACAGUGGAUCAGCUCACUGGCUAUAAAACGCACACGAUCCUCUGCAUGCCGAUUUACAUCCGUGGAUCGAUCAUCGGCGUGGUCCAAAUGGUAAACAAACGAACAGGUUACUUCACGAAGGAGGACGAGGAAGCCUUCGAGACGUUCGCUGUCUACUGCGGAUUGGCGCUGCAUCAUGCCAAGUUGUACGAUAAGAUCAUAAAGUCGGAGCAGAAGUACAAGGUAGCUUUGGAAGUCCUGAGUUACCACAACACCUGCACCGAAGAAGAGUUCGCCGCAGCGCUACGAGAUGGCAUCCCCCAGGAAAUCGUCGGCAUAGACAAUUACUACUUCAACCCUUUCGACGUGGAGGACUACGAAAAGGCGCGGUACGCCAUACACAUGUUCGGCGACCUGUUCGGAUUGGCCAACUUCGACAAGUGCAGUUUGGUCAAGUUCACGCUGACCGUAAGGAAGAACUAUAGGAAGGUGCCGUAUCAUAAUUGGACGCAUGGGUUUUCGGUGGCUAAUAGCAUGUACUGCAUCAUCAAGAGGUCCAAGGGAGUGUUUCUGCCACACGAGUGUUUGGCGUUGUAUAUCGGUGCAUUGUGCCACGAUUUGGACCACAGAGGAAAGAAUAACAAAUUCAUGCUAGAUACAGAAUCUCCACUGGCAGCUAUAUAUUCCACAUCAACGAUGGAACAUCAUCAUUUCAACCAAACAGUUACUAUAUUGCAACAGGAAGGCCACAACAUUUUCAAUAAACUCUCGAACAGUGAUUACAAACAAGUACUGGGACUACUUAAACACUGCAUUUUAGCAACGGACUUGGCAGUUUUCUUUCCGAAUAAAGCUCGGUUGGCCAGCCUAGUGCAAACCAAGACGUUUUCGUGGACUAACACGGAACAUAGGAAGCUGUUGCAGGCCAUUGCCAUGACAGGCAGUGAUCUAAGCGCAAGCGCCAAGCCGUGGGAUAUCCAGGUCGAAACUGUCAAGGUGAUAUUUGAGGAAUUCUAUGAGCAAGGAGAUGCUGAACGAGCAACCGGUAGAACGCCGAUUCCUAUGAUGGACAGGGAACAACCAGAGCAACAGCCUGCUAGCCAAGUGGGCUUCCUGACAGGCAUAUGCGUCCCUUGUUACCAGUUGCUGUACGCCUUGAUCCCAGAGACGAAACCUUUACUGGAUAUGUGUCAGGAGAACCUAGAACGAUGGAGGAAAAUCGACCAAGAAAUCAAAGGAAGACGAGAAGAACUUACCGUAUCUUAACCUGAAUCUACUUCAAAGUUUUAGUUUCUUCCUUCGUUCGUUGUUUUUUCGAUGUUACGGGUGUUUUUACAAUACAAAACUGGUGGUAAUACAGUGUCAGGUAUUUUACUGAGAAAACUGUGCUACGUCAGACGUGCAUUAUCGCCAAAAAGAAUCGCGCACUAGCCGACAGAUUUUAAGCGAUAUUUCGUGAAAAAUGAGGUAUUGUCAGAUUAUAAAUAUAGAACGCGUUUAGUCAACGUAAAGCGGCGAUGCAGCGCCUUUAUGCUGAUUAACAGUAGCCAUGGGAUAGCUUUGUCAGUUUUGACUUGGCUGUCAGAUUUGAUAGUUUGUUGAUUGUGAACUGUCAAAGCUAAUCCAGGGCGACUGCUAAUCACCUCUGGACCACUUUACGUUUUCUGAACGCGCUAAUUAUUUUAGUACCAAAACUGUUUAAAGCCGCGUCUCCACUACGGCCAAACGCGGCCAAUUCAGUGGACGUUAACGGAUGUUGGUCUAUGUUGAAUCAACUAUGAUGACCAGAUGUGGAACCUCUUCACAUUGGCCCAGCUUGUGACAAGAAUACGGUUAGCAAAAUUAAUACAAAGGGACAUGAAUAAUUAUAGGAUUUCUAUCGCCCAAAAUAUUCGUGAAAAUUGAAUGCUUCUGUUUAAAUUAAAGCAUUGAUUAACGUACUCUAUUGCGAGAUAACCAAACUAGUGCUAUAUUCCGGCUUCCUAAAAAUUAUUCGAGAUAAAGUGAAAUACCGUAGCGUCGUCUAUGAGAAUUUGUCAUAGCUCUUUCUCUUUUUUCUGUACGAGUAUAUGUUUUGGAAAUGUUAGUGUUUCAUAGAUGUAGCUGCCUAUAUGAGUACAGCGCCAUCUAUGAGACACUAACCUUUUCAAAGUGUAUACAGUAAAUAGAUGACGCACGGAAAAAACUUGGCAUAUUUAUUAAAUUUUGAAUUUAAAUUUUUGAUGGGGUGCAGAAAGAGCCUAAUGAAAUUUUCAAAAUAAAAGAUAAAAACACCUAAUAUUGACUAAAAUGCAAUAAAUAAGAGAAGUUUAAAGAUUUCAUCUUGACACCAUUUUAUUUUUUAUCAAUGUAUUGUGGAUGAAUAUAUAUUUCAACGUAAAAUAAGCUAAAUCGAAACUUUCAAUUUUCACGAAUAUGGUGUGCGAAAUAAGGCCAAUCUUGCACUUGGAAUUAAACAUCAGUACAAUCAAGACGAUGUCGUGCAAAAUCAUAAUCUAGUUGGACUUUGAAAUUUGCAUGAUUUUGUGUACAAUUUUGGGGAUUCGUAGGAUUGCCUAACUCCUCCUCCUCCCUGAGCAAAUUUGCUACCUCCUUCUGUUCAAAACAUUUUUGAGGCAGGUACAUUUUCACAAAACGUUAUCUCUCGCCCUCCAACGAGAAAAAUUCCUGCGGGCGCCCAUGUUGGGGCCUGUCUGUGACUGAAGGGGCCCCGCGCCAGACCGAAAUUCCACGCCCCCUUUUUCGAAAUGUCGUUUGAUUUUUGGGCAUUUGGAGGCCUCCUAACAAGUUCGGGCCCUGAACACGGGCCCCGUAUAGCCGUAAGUUAAAGACGAAAUACAGUAUCAGAUUCGACCCCUGCAAGGAAGACUAUUGUAACUCAGUUUUGGUAGAAGAUUUUCUGAUGAAUUUUAUUGAAAAAUGACGACCUUAAAAUAUCUUGCACAUUGCAGUAAUUCUUGUAUAUAGAAGGUUAUAAAUGGUAUUACAAUACAAACCUAGCGAAAAUGACAAUUUUUUUAAUAAAUUUUGUCGACUUACUACAGAUUUCGUAGAAUCAAUUAAAGAAAAAAGUACACUUGCUCUAGACAUAGUAGGAUAUUUAUUGUAAUAUUACAGUAUUUUUCAAACAAAUGGUUGAACAAAACCUCUUUAAUACCACUCUGUGUCACAAAUGAUAUUUAUCUUCGUGUUUUCCACUAUCAUCCUUCUCAACUUAUUUUUAGUACUGGUAAUAUUAUGUUGUCUUUGUAUUUUUUUAUCUUCCUUGGCUUUUAGAGAUAAAUGAGAAGCAGGUAGGCCUCACGGAUGCUAGGAAGACUGUUUGCGUUUGAUUUACAUAGAUCUAAGAAACCAUUUAAUUUUCUAGCAUCUACUGGAAGCAAGAUUGUGUACAGCAAAAAUAGUUCCUGAGGCAUACUGUUUUGCGGUCUCAUUCUAUGAUAAUCAAUAUUACUAUCGUGAGAUCAUCAGCAUACUCACACCUAUAUUUCAUUUCACGAGGUACUUAUUUAUUUUCAACUUUUCUCCACAAUCGUCUUUGUUCCAAUUUUCCGACUUUACCUUUAAUUUAAAACUAAUGGAUCCACAACCAACCGCAGACAGGGCUCUUUAGCCCUUCAUCAGUACGAUAUAGGUCAGUAUCAGGUCCAGCUUGGAGAUGAGAGACUGAAAAGCAAACACAUGAGUGUCGUCUUAGCAAAACUGAGGACUGUAGUAGUUGAAUCCUCUUUUAAACUUUUUUAUUUCACAGGCAUGAGAGAAACAGACUGUGAUGCGACAGAUCCCAAUGCAUAACGUGUUUGUUGUGUUAAAAGAAUUCAUCACUACUUAUGAACCAAACUCGCCUGAAUUUAACGGUUCAGCAACUGCACUUACCUUCUUUGCAUCUGCCAGAAUUAUUUUGGUUCUUGAAUUCAUUUUAGUUCGCUUUGAAAACUGCUCUUUUCAUACAUCUAAUACUUGAAAUGUUUUCGCUAUUAAUCACCGUAACCUCAAACUUUGCCGCGAAAAUCACAGUAAGUCAGACAGUAGGUCUAACAAUAAGUUAGGCUUUCCGUGACUUUGCAUCGAAGACUAAGCUAACUCAAUUUGAUGUAGUUUUCGCGGGAGCAACCGCUACUAUUAUACUUACUACAUAACGUAGAAGAUUUACUGGUAGCCUAUAGUUGCAUGACUGAGAUACCAUAUCCUUCCACCAAAAAGAACCCGAUAAAGUCUAUCGAUACCAUAUAGUAAGUCAAAAGCAAGGAUUUUUGAGUUGCAGUGGUCGGAUUGAUGGCCGGUUUUUCCGUUAUUUGGAGUCAAAUUUCGACCAAGGCUCGCUGCGAUGUACCUCCAAAUGUUGGUCGAUCUUGUCGCUGUGAAGAGGGGCUUCUCUUUUCGAAUCUAUCAAAUCUAUGGCUUGUGUCAAAAUGAAAACGAUAAAAUCUGCAUUUCGCAGACUUUUAUUUUACAUAGUGAAGAUUAGACUAGUCUUAUUUUCUAUAUGACCAUGAAGGUUACUUUACUGAAUCCUGUAAUAAGCUUUUUAGAUGUACAUGUAAACAGAUUUUCAUAUAUUUCCUACUUUCUCUCUACAGUUAAUAGACGUUUAUGUAUUUAUUGAUAGGUAUUAAUCUUUGUUAAUUUAAUGUAGACAUAAAUACGCAAAUUCGAAAAUAAAUUAUGGUAUAUAAUAUGUACGUCAUCUAUUUAGAGAAUAGAUAAACUAUCAGUAUAUGCAUUUUAUAGAGGGUAUAGAAUUCGAAUUUCAUCAAAGACGUCUAUGAUUAUUAUUAUCAAAUCUGUAACGUGUCAGGCUGUGGCACGGAUAAUUUCCCGAUUUUUCGCAGGAAAAUUAUUCUUACCUGUUGCCCAUGUUUAUAUCUCAGAAACUUCAGCAAAAAGGUGAGGCCCAAAUGUCAAGUUUUGAAAUGGAAUUCGAACUUGGUAUAUCCUCUAUUAUUAGUGAAUUUCAAUGAUAACGUUUCUAUGGCAUGGAUUCUUGACCAUAGAUAAAUUUAGUAUACUAUGCGUUUUGAUUGGUGACCUCUAACAAUGGAAUUAAUCUAUACUAGCCCUUCAUUAGCUAGAAUGGGACCAAAACUAGAUUGCAUUUUGCAUUUCACAUUUGUUCAUACAGGGUGGCCGAUAUGUAACUGACUGGUGUGUAUCUUGAAUAUUUGUGAAAUAAAAUAAAACGUGUCCAUUUUUUUCAUCUUAAUCUUUUAUCGAAAUUAUCGUAAUAUUGUUCUUCAGCUGCUCUACAGUAUUUGGUUUCUUGGCAUAAACCCUAUUUUCGAAAAAUCCCCAUAAAAAAGUCAGCAGUCGUUAAAUCUGGUGACCUUGGUGGUCAGUUAUUGUUCGCAAAAGAUUGUUUCCCCAGCUUUGUGACAAGUUGCUCCGUCCUGCUGGAACCACAUGUUUUGCAGGUUAAAUUGUUGGAUUUGAGUGACAGUAUAAGAGAAUUACCUGCAGCGUCUCCAAAGAAGUAAGGUACAAUGACAGCUCCAAACCAAACACCGCACCAAACUGUCUUUAACUUCCCCUGUUUUUUCAAAUUUCCACACCAACUGACAAAUGGUGUCGACAUUGGGCACAUUAUUUCGAUCGAAAUCUCGUCGUAGCUGCCGAAUCUUUGCAACAGUCGACGCAUUAUUUAAGUAAAACGGUUUAACAAUACGGACGCGUUGUGGGAUCGUGUAGCGCAUCAUGAUGAAUUGGACAUAUGUGCUUUAACCAACUACGACGGCGCCACCUACUGGAAUGCGUGUAUCAAAAGUGGGGCGCAAUUUAACCCUUAACAGGAAACGUGAAUUUUUGGAACACAAAAGGAAACAUGCCGUCUCUCAGACUGCGAACUUCAAGAUGUUCAAAAAAUUAGAGUAAGGCGAAAAGCAAGCAAUAACUUCGCUGAAACUGAUACUGGAUGUUUAUUUUAUGUGUUUAAUACGUAAAAUGCUCAUUUCAAAAUGAUACAAGAACAUAAAAGAAACAUUUUUAUUAACUAUGCUAAAACCAUACAAAAAUAACGCUGUUGUUGCAACAUUCAGAAACUAAAUAUUUUCUAGUUAAGUAAUGAACAAGGAAAGUAUAUUAUAGUCAAUAAAUACAAAAAGAACACAAUCAAAAUUCACUGCAAGUCUCAAACAUUGCCUAUAUUUAUGCAGCUAAUACAUUUGGGUUUGGAGCAUUGAAGACAUACAGGCUUUCUACAUUGUACACACAAAAAUUUGGUCAUCCGAUGGGUCGUUCGGUGACAUAAACAGCAGGCUUCCCUUUUUUCCAAAACCAAAUUUUCAGCUUCUGUUGCUGGAUGUUCACAUUUGCCAAGGAUGCGAUUUAUCGUAAGUCGCAAAUCCCGAGGUAAACGGGGACUCUCUAGUCGCUUUUCCAUAUGCUCACGGACCAGGUUAGCCGCCAACAUCUUAGCAAAUACCGAUUUUUCCUUCUGCAAUUCAUUUUUCUUAUAGCACUGGUGUAAAAUAUACGAGUUCACUACCGAUAUAUCCAAUAGUCGGUAGAAAAUAACCAGUGGCCACCUACGCGAACGGCGACUUGAGGUACUCUUCGAACAUUUUUCAUCAAGAGAAUCAACUCCACCUUUAUUAGCAUUGUAAUAGGCUAUUAUUUCCGGUUUCUGUGUUUCCGGAUCACAAUAUUUUCUGUGGUGCAUAGAAGAUAUGAGUAUUGUGGCUUUAUUUUUUUUGCUUACAUGAGACACAAUAGUGGAAUCUUCUCGAAAUCCGUACAUUGUUGAUCCGACUUCUCUUGAUUUGUUGGGUAAAAAUGCCGUAGGAAUUUCUCUUUUAUUUUUCUUCAUUGUACCCACAUAGGUCAAUUUGUUCUUCAAUAGGACAUCCAUUAAUUCUAUUGACGUAAACCAGUUGUCCGCUGUAAUGUUGCGAUUAGUUCCAAACAGAGGCUUCGCGAGACGUAGAACUGAUUGUGUGGGUUUGGAAUACCGCUUGUGUUCCUCAGGAAGUUCGAAACUAUCGGAAUCUUUCCCGCAGUAUAUAUAUGCGUUAUAGAGGUAGCUAUUCCUUGCAUCCGUCAAUGCCAUAAUUUUUAUGCCAUAUUUGCAAGGUUUCGCAGGCAUGUACAUUUUAAAUCGACAUCUUCCUCUGAAACUCACGAGCAUUUCAUCGACAGUGACAGACUGUCCAACUCCGUACACAUCUUGACAGUUCUUUAUAAAACUAUUAAAAAUGAAAGAUAUUGGUGCUACUGGAUCUAGCUUCUUUCUUUCAUUCCUGUCAUCUGGGUUAUCAAACCUUAAGGCUGACAGGAGAAUACCAAAUCGUUUUAUGUUCAUGACAGCUCUGAAUAUAUCUCUUCCAGAGCCAUCGGUGGCAAAAAGUGUUUCAAUGUUCUCGUGGUUGCUGUUGAACACCGAUGUAUAUACUAAGAGACCCAAUAGUGCCUUUAUUUCGACUAAAUCAGUGUCGUUUAGGUUGCUGGUUUGAUUUUUGUAUCUCUUUCGCAUUUCUUUGAGCUUGUGAUUGGUCCACUUAACGAUAUGUACCAACAUGUCGUCAGUGAACAAAAGCUGCCAAACCGUCAACGGAGCUGCUUCUUCUAGAUAUUCAUGAGCUUUUCCUCUUAGAGUUGGUACUUUAAUGACUAUAUUGUGCUUCCUUGUACGUGAUGAUGGUACAACUUCCGAAAUACUCCACCUAUGACGAUUUUUUCCAUAGAAAUAAUUCUGAGCUGGUAAAUCCUCUUCAUUUCCUUCGGCUCCGUCUUCUGAUAACUCACUAUCACUUGUAUGAUCUGAUUCCAUGCAUUCGUCUUCUGAGGCACUGUCUAUAUCACUAAAGUCACUUCCUUCAUCCUCAAACCAUUUUAGAACGGUUUCUUCGAACUCCGGAUCAUCGUAUCGUACACGUUUAGAAGGUCCCGCCAUACUCGCAAACGCACCUAUGCAACACAAAUAGCAAACGGGAACGGAAACGUGCCGUCUGACAGACUGCAACAAACUAAAAUUGGUCCAUAUUUUAAGGCACGUUUUGGCUAGACUCGUGUGAAUGGGGGUGGGCGAUGGUCACUAAUAGCUUAUGGAUUAGAUGGGUUUUUACGUUUGUUAGAGGUGCAAUAAAAAAAGAUACGCUCAGGUAUAGAAACGCCGCAGUCUCACAGGCGGCACCUUUCCGGUUAAGGGUUAAAUCAGUGUGAUAUAUUGGCCACCCUGUAUUAGAUCCAAAUACCUUUUUUCAACAAUAAUUAUUGGGCGUAUUUCGUGUACCGGGUGUAUUCAAAUUCGACUUUCAGAAUAAGGAUUUCGGAAACGGUGAGAGGUACGAAGUCGAAGUUGCGCUUUUAGGCAGCUAAGAAAAUGGCGCAUAGAAAGUUUUGCAAUAUCCAGUAUUUUCGGAGAUAGACGAGACUCGAUUUUCUCAAAAUCGUUUUAUUGUUUGCGAUGGAAUUUCAAAAUGAAAAGUACGUUAACAUUGACACUUUUUCUCCUCUACAAUCAUCAACUUUAUUUUUUUAUAGUCGCGAUAUUGGAUAUUUGCACAGUUGAAUCGAGUUUUUGAUUCCGUUUACAAGAAUUUAUAAUAUGCCAUACAUUGUCAAACCUAAGUAAUUUCGAAAAAACUAAUGUCAUAGUUGGCCUUGAAAAUGACAGUUUAUCACAUGUUGAUCCGAUUGAAUCACCAAUCUUUCAUUUCUGACAACCGUGUUUAAAGAAUAUUCAAAUGAUUCGCCAAUUUAUCAACACAAUUAUGCCACCUUGUACGGGAGAAAAGUUGGCGAUGUCAAGGUACUGUUUAUUUUGUCAGGGAAAAAUACAUAAUGAUUUUGGGAGAAUUCGGUUUCUUUUGUUUAUAUCUGGAAAUAUUCGGAAUUAAGAAACUCUCUACGUACCAUUUUCUUUGUUACCUUAACACGGCUCCACGAGGACCAUCUCCUGAGGUAACGGGGGGAUGAAAAGGAAACGUCAGUGGGCUGGUCUUAGACGGUCAUCGGCGCUACUUUAAAAAAUGAAAUCAUGGCUGCGGGCGCGUACCGAGGUAAAUUUCCAUGAUAACAGAGUCGGAUUUCGAUUUGAGAUUUGGCCCCAAUAAUCCGCAUUAUAAAUAUCCGAAUUUAUUAUACCCUGCUGUCCGCAGUUGCAGAUCUGUUGGGCCUUGGUGUCAAACCUAUAACGCCGGUACAGAUUUUUUCAAAUCGUCGGAUUUUCUUCACUUAAAUUUCCUGUAAUUACUGGGAUCAGAAGGUUCUUGAUAGUAGAACGUGUUUCACAUAUCAAAGAUGAAACAUUUAACAUCACCUUCCGCUAAUCCCCAGUUUCUAAGCACCACAAUUUUUUUAUGACAAAGAUUAUGAACCCCUGAAACGUCAAAAACGGAGUUUCAGCGAUUGUUAUUUUAUUCGUUUUAUGCCUAUAGCGCCACCUCCAUUAAAUUGAAACUACAAGGCUUUGGCAUGAUAGUAACCGUUCAUAAAAAUCCAAGCGGUAAUUUCCAAGUUAUAGACGGACAGCUGGAAACGAGUGAUAUAGUUUUUCGUGAUGUAGAUGUCAUAUAAGGCCUAAAAAACAUAUCUCAUUACCGCAAUUUUUUGCGCCAAAACCCUACAGGGGCUAUCGAGCCACUUCUUCAUUUUUUCCACUAGACUCUUUUUAAAAAAGUCGCGAAGUUCAACAAAAAAAAAGCAUUUCAACCCACCAUAAGUCUUGUGCAAAAAGAAAGUUUCAAAAAGUGCUCCGAUAGCACGGUGGGCAAUUGUCUUGUGAAUAUACUGUACGAAUUUCAUUAAAAAAUGUUGAAGAGUAGAGUGUCAGUUUCGAAGCAGCUGAACCCUUGUAAAUGGCUUGAAACUCACUGCCGCCUUAAUCUGCAAUUUUGCCCCCGUUUAACUGACGUCAUAGCUCUUACCGUGUCCGUGUUCCCAUUGGCGAGAGUCUAAUUUGAAACACCCGGUAUAUCACUUAGUAAAAGAAUCGAUGGUUCAUACAAAACGCAUACAAGGUACUCAAGAAAAAUGUGUACCUUUCUUAUCUCUACCUGGGACCUAAAUGUCUGCAAAGUUUGUGUAUUUUUAGCAAAUAAAUGUUGAUAAAAGCA